Molecule: messenger RNA, 1317 nt
Organism: Aspergillus puulaauensis
Lineage: Eukaryota; Fungi; Ascomycota; Eurotiomycetes; Eurotiales; Aspergillaceae
Product: acyl-CoA dehydrogenase family protein
Exons: 3
Coding region: 1-1317 (438 amino acids)
Molecular function (GO): oxidoreductase activity, acting on the CH-CH group of donors; flavin adenine dinucleotide binding
Source: RefSeq, a predicted model, not a curated record
AUGUCAGGCAUCUCAACCGUCCCCUUCGCGGAGCCGCCGUACCUGCGCGGCCUCCCAUCGCCAUACUACAGCGAGGGCCACCGCCGCUUCCAAAAGGCCGCCCGCGAGUUCCUGUACGAGAACCUGAUCAAGCAUGCCCUGGACUGGGAGAGGGAGGGCACCGUCCCCGAACACGUCUUCAAGGACUUCUGCAGGGCCAACAUGCUGCUGCCGAACCUGCCGGCUCCUCUGCCCGCCGAGUGGCUGAAGAAGCUGGGGAUCCAUGAUAUCCUGGGCGUGAAGGUUGAGGAGUGGGAUUAUCUGCACACGGGGAUUUACACUGAUGAGCUUGCUCGCUCUGGUCUCAGCGGCCCCGGCGGUUCGCUCAACGCUGGCUUCGCCUUCGGUAUCCCCCCAAUCAUCAAGUACGGCAGCAAGCAGCUGCAGGAGAAAUUCCUGCCUGAUCUCUUGACUGGCCGCGCGCGAUGCUGCAUCGCCAUUACAGAACCCGAUGCUGGAUCCGACGUUGCGAACAUCACCACGACCGCGACCAAGUCCGACGACGGCAAGUACUAUAUCAUCAACGGAAACAAGAAAUGGAUCACCAACGGAAUCUGGUCCGAGUACAGCACCAUGGCCGUGCGCACCGGCGGCCCCGGCGCAGCUGGACUCUCGCUUCUCGUCGUCCCAUUAAAGGGCUACCCGGGCGUCUCAAUGCAACGACUCAAGGUCUCCGGCCAAGUCUCGGGAGGAACAACAUACAUCGAGCUCGACGACGUCAAAGUCCCCGUGGAGAACCUGAUCGGGCGCGAAGGCGAGGGCAUGAAGUUCGUCAUGAACAACUUCAACCACGAGCGCCUGACCAUCUCGGUCGGGGUGACGCGGCAGGCGCGCGUGGCGCUCUCCGCUGCAUUUGCCUACUGCUUGAAGCGUGAGGCGUUUGGCAAGACACUCAUGGACCAGCCUGUUGUGCGGCACCGGUUGGCGAAGGCCGGGGGCGAGCUGGAGACGAUGUGGGCGUUUGUGGAGCAGUUACUGUAUCAGCUUGCCAAUAUGCCCAAGGACGAGGCGGAUCGUCGGCUUGGGGGAGUGACGGCGCUGGCGAAGGCGAAGUCGGCCAUGGUUCUGAAUGAGUGUGCGCAGACUGCGGUGCUGCUGUUUGGUGGCGCUGGCUUCACGAAGCAGGGCCAGGGAGAGCUGGUCGAGGCCAUCCUGCGAGAUGUGCCUGGGGCGAGAAUCCCCGGUGGCUCGGAGGAUGUGCUGUUGGACUUGUCGGUGAGACAGCUGGUCAAGCUAUACAAGUCGGAGGAGGGCAAGUUGGGUAAGUCGAAGAUCUAG